Notechis scutatus (mainland tiger snake) is the source of this 2035-nucleotide messenger RNA. RefSeq names its product ATPase H+ transporting accessory protein 1 (gene ATP6AP1). Gene Ontology annotation, cellular component: proton-transporting V-type ATPase complex. The record is from RefSeq and is a predicted model, not a curated record. Lineage: Eukaryota; Metazoa; Chordata; Lepidosauria; Squamata; Elapidae. Gene Ontology annotation, molecular function: ATPase activator activity.
CGCAGGAGAAGAACCCUUCGUGAAGGGAACAGGAAGGAAAAUGGCGUUGCGGUGGGUCGCAGGAGUUUUGCUGCUGAGCCUGGGGCUGGUGGCCGCGCAUACGGGACAGGUGCCCUUGCUCGCUUGGUCGAGUCACAGCUCCUUGUGGUCCCCUUUGGCAGCUCCACAUGAGGGUCAUGUGGUGACAGAAGCUCAGCUUGCAUCUUUACUGGACUUGGCAGUAGACGGCGGCCCUCACAAUGUAUUGCUGUUCCUUCAGGAGAAACUUAGCGUUGAGGAUUUCACAGCAUAUGGUGGAGUAUUUGGAAAUAAGCCAGAUAGCGCCUUCCCCAAUCUGGAGAAUGCCUUAAGAACAGCUCCCUCUUCCUUGGUGCUUCCUUCUGUCGAUUGGUUUGCAGCUGGUGCUGUGCCUGCCUUUUUGAAGGCCAAACUGGGCGUUUCACCUCUUCACGUGGACCAGAACACCUUGCAGGAGCUGCGACUCAAUGCCAGCCUUCCUGCCUUACUGAUGGUGCGAUUGCCUUAUACCACUGGCUCUAGUCUUAUGGCCCCAAAGGAAGUUUUGACCAGCAAUGAUGAGAUCCUGGGGCAGGUUUUGAGCGCUCUUCAGUCAGAGGACAUUCCCUACACAGCCAUCCUGACUGCUCUGCGGCCUUCCAGGGUUCUCCGGGAUGUUUCUGACAUGGCUCCAGAGAAGCUAGGUAGACAGCUACUUCAGACGGAGACAGCAUUUGCACCUGUUCGUUACCCGCUAACUGGGACCCCAAAGAUACUCUUUUGGGCCAGCAAUUUAUCAGUGACCAUCAACAACACACUGUUUGACCUAACCAAUUUAACCUUUGGGCCUAGUCCUACAGUUGAUGUGCAAGAGUCUGUAUGGAAUUUCAAUGCUUCUGAAUUGGCACUGAAAUAUAAAAACAUAAAUGGGAAAGAGCUAAAAAUCAGAUUUCUAAUGACAAAUGCCAGUUAUUCCAUUUCUAAGCAGAACUGGUUUGUCCUCCACACUGUGGAACUGGUCAGACCUGGAGACCCACCUGCUGUCUUCAAUGUUACCCAAAUCACAGCCCCUACCAACUAUUCCUUCAGCUGUGCUUGUGUGAGCAGUGAACCAUCUUUGGGGGGCAUGUUGUUCCCUGCCAAAAAUGCCACCCAGUGGGAUCUGACUAUCCUGAGAUUUCAGAUCCAAAGCUACCAACUGAUAAAUGAAACAUUUUCUGAUGCUAGUGACUGUGCUGGUUUCUUUACUCCUGGAAUAUGGAUGGGUUUGCUCACUUCAUUGCUUCUUGUCGCUAUCUUCACCUAUGGCCUCCACAUGAUCAUGAGCCUCAAGACUAUGGACCGAUUUGAUGAUCCUAAGGGGCCUACCAUCUCUGUGCCCCAGACAGAAUAGUGGUCGGUUCACAUGAAUCUCAUUUUAUUGACAAAAGUGACCAGCUUGUGUAUACCGUUAUUCUGCCUAUCCCGUCAGUCAUCAUCCCAAUCCCUAACAUGAUGUACUAAAUUUUUCUUGGUCCUGGACCUUUACCUUGUAUAGCUGCUCCCUGACUCAAAUUCCUCUUAUUCUUCUCCCCUCAAUCUAAUAUUCCUGGAGACAAGCUGUAAGUAGAGAGAUAUUGUUUCCGUACUGGAUAGAGAUGGACAUCCUGUGUUUUGCAUACUGCUGAGAAUAUCUACACUGAAGUUUGCUGAAGCUUUAUCUCCUCAGAGAAAACAACCAUUCCCUUUACGUUUCUAGUGGACAGAAAUAACCUUACCUUGUAAUGUAAAGUGGUGUACAUUUUCUUAUUUUUGUUGAAUGUUUUUUUCCCCUUGCCUUAUCGAGAUCCCUAUUUGCACCCACACUGCUGUAUUUCAAAUAGUUUUCUCCCCAUCGUCUUUAUUUAUUUGUGGUUCUUGUGAUUAGUUCUGUUUAUGAUAACUCAAGUAUUUGGGACUUUGUGCUGCUUGUGAUCAGGUUCGGUGGGAUUUCCCUCCCAUGACCCAUUUGCUGUUCCAGCAAUUUGAAAGAUGCAAAUAAAGGAGAGAGUUGAAUCUG